GUAUAGAUAGAGAGAGAAACAAGAGAGAGAGAGGGGGAGAACUGGAGCAGGGGGAGAAGAAAACAAAAGUUCUUCACCCCUGCCGUCUUGCUCACUUUUCAAUAUCUCACGUCGUCGCCCCAUUGCAAGGCUGCUUCUGGUGUCCCUCCCUCUCUCUCUCUCACACACACACGCACACUUUCCCUCUCUAGAUUCCAAUACUUUCCCCUGUUCCUGGGCAAGCCCAUCAUGACGUGAGGGUAGGGGGAGGCGCUGCCCAGUCUACUCUAGCCUGGGUCUGCAGAGAGAGAGAGAGAGAGAGAGAGAGAGAGAGAGAGAGGAGACGAGGGAGGGUCGGAGGGUGGGAGGGAGUAAUACAACAGAGCCAAGCCGAGGGAGGAGGAGGAGAGAGGGGAAGAAGGGGGAGCAGAGAACCCAAAGAGGCAAGGCAAGGAAGCAGGGAGGAACUCCAAGAUUGGGGGCGACUGAUAAAGAUAACAAGAGCGAGGAGCAGAGGCGCCGUUGUUUUUUUCUCCUCCGAUUCCCUCAGCUUCCUGGGGGGUGGGAGGGGCGAGGUUCGCCGGGCGCGCCGGACGGACACGCCGCGAUGGCCGGCGUCGACGCCGCCAGGUACGCGCACAGCCCGGCGCACCACGCCGUGGCGGCGCGUGACCACGCCGCGCUGCGCCGCGUGCUGGACGCGCUCCCGCGGGCGCGCCGGCCCGAGGAGAUCCGGACGGAGGCGGACUCCGUCGCCGAGGAGGCCCGCGCCGAGGCCGUCUCGGCGGUCAUCGACCGCCGCGACGUGCCGGGCCGGGAGACGCCGCUCCACCUCGCCGUGCGCCUCUGUGACGCCACGGCGGUCGAGAUGCUCAUGGCGGCCGGCGCCGACUGGAGCCUGCAGAACGAGCAAGGGUGGAGCGCGCUCCAGGAGGCCAUCUGCGCGCGCGAGGAGGCCCUGGCGCGCGUCAUCGUGCGCCACUACCAGCCCCUCGCCUGGGCCAAGUGGUGCCGCCGCCUGCCUCGCGUCGUCGCCACCAUGCGCCGGAUGCGGGACUUCUACAUGGAGAUCACCUUCCACUUCGAGAGCUCCGUCAUCCCGUUCAUUUCCCGCAUCGCGCCCUCCGACACCUACAGGGUCUGGAAGCGCGGCGCCAACCUCCGCGCCGACAUGACCCUCGCUGGUUUCGAUGGCUUCAAGAUCCAGCGCUCCGACCAGACCAUACUCUUCCUCGGGGAGGGGUCGGAGGACGGCAAGGUGCCGCCGGGUUCACUGUGCAUGAUCAACCACAAGGACAAAGAGAUUAUGAACGCGCUGGAGGGGGCAGGCGCCCCGGCCUCGGAGGCAGAGGUCCAGCAGGAGGUCACUGCAAUGUCACAGACCAACAUCUUCCGUCCAGGGAUCGACGUCACCCAAGCCGUGCUGCUCCCACAGCUCACAUGGCGGCGCCAGGAACGGACAGAGGCCGUUGGCCCGUGGAAGGCCAAGGUGUAUGACAUGAAUCAUGUGGUGGUCAGUGUCAAGUCAAGGAGGGUCCCUGGGGCUAUGACGGAUGAGGAAUUCUUCUCAUCUUGCAAUGACAAUGAUACAGAGAGCGAGGGGUUUGAUGAUGUUUUGACUGAGGAGGAGAAGAAGCAGUUGGAGGCCGCGCUAAAAAUGGAUUCUCCAGAUGCCGGUGGGGAGUCCGACUCAUUUGCUGGCCCUCGACAUAGUUGCGUUGAGCCAAGGGAGAGGGAGAUACCGAUUGAGGAUAUGAGUGUUUCUGGAAAUGGGGAGAGUAAGCAUGACAAGAAAGGUUGGUUCAGUAGUUGGGGAAAGAGAAGUCAGGUUAGCAAGCCAGAAGGGGUGAAGAAGAUGGCACCUCCAAGGAGCUCGCUCUGUAUAGAUGAGAAGGUGAGCGACCUCCUCAUUGAAUCUCCCUCAAAUGUACAAACAAGGCCAGGAAGGCAUUCGGUAGAUGUAGUCAGAGCAGAUGACAACAGAAGGAUCAGGGAAAGGGAUAAUAGGAGACAUGUUGCUUCUGCGGAGAAUGGGCGGCGCAGAGAAGGUUCCAAAGAAAGCGAGUAUAAGAAAGGGCUAAGGCCUGUUCUCUGGCUCUCUCCAAAUUUCCCUCUUCGUACUGAGGAGUUGCUGCCAUUGCUUGAUAUUCUUGCAAACAAGGUGAAGGCAAUCCGUCGUUUGAGGGAUCUACUUACAACAAAACUCCCUCCAGGAACAUUUCCAGUCAAGGUUGCUAUUCCAGUUGUGCCUACAAUCAGAGUGCUUGUGACAUUCACAAAAUUUGAAGAGCUACAGCCGCUGGAGGAGUUCACCACACCACCUUCAAGUCCUGACAACAGUAAGAGCCCUGCAGUGCAGCCUUCUUCAAACUCCUGGAUCCAGUGGAUCAAGGCGCCUUACCGCCAGAACUUCUCGACGGCACCGGGCCCAAGCAGCCGCGUGGAGGACAUCCAGGACCCGUUCGCCAUUCCUUCCGAUUACGUGUGGACAACACCUGAAGAGAAGAAAAAGAAGACACAGGAAAACAAGAGCAAGUCUAAGAAAGGCAGGAACGGGGCAUAGAUAGUUGUAGGUGAUGAUAGCAUUGGUGAAGAGAGGGAGGGGGGGGGGGGGGGGGUUAAAAGUUAUAUGUUGUGGGUGAAAAGGGCUAUACUCUGCCGGAUCUAACAGGAGGGAUGAGUGGAAGAUUUGGAGAUUUCGACUGCUCUGACGUCGAAUAUUGAGAAGCGACCGCUUGUCUUCUGUCAUUGUGUUAUAACAGAUUUGCUGUCAGUCAACAUUCUUUCGUUUAACCCAAAUCAUUUCGGUCCUGAUUAUUAUUGCAAUCUAUUGGUAGAUUUUGAGA
This is a messenger RNA of Sorghum bicolor (sorghum), 2825 nucleotides long. RefSeq names its product ankyrin repeat domain-containing protein 13C. The transcript has 3 exons. The record is from RefSeq and is a predicted model, not a curated record. The coding region runs from base 587 to 2542 and encodes 651 amino acids. Gene Ontology annotation, molecular function: protein binding. Gene Ontology annotation, cellular component: cytoplasm. Lineage: Eukaryota; Viridiplantae; Streptophyta; Magnoliopsida; Poales; Poaceae.